Messenger RNA from Saccoglossus kowalevskii, 1326 nucleotides. RefSeq names its product probable E3 ubiquitin-protein ligase TRIM8-like. Lineage: Eukaryota; Metazoa; Hemichordata; Enteropneusta; Harrimaniidae. The record is from RefSeq and is a predicted model, not a curated record.
AUGGCAGCCAAGAUGUCGGACUCGUUACUUCUACAGCAAAUUAGCGAUGAACACCUAACUUGUCCAAUAUGCAUGGAGCGAUUUAAAGACGCCAGGGUUCUGCCGUGCCAGCAUCACUUUUGUUUCAACUGCCUGGUUCAAGUCAGUGGCGGCGAUAGGACGUUGAAGUGCCCAACAUGCCGGAAAUUGCACCUGUUACCGUCGUCUUCCGGGAUUGCCAGUCUUCCCAAGAAUUAUCAGAUGAACGGAUUGGCAGAACUGUUAGAAAACAGAGAGCACGGAAACGUUACGAACGAAGACACCCUUUCUUGUGAUGCGUGUGAAGAAACAAUUGCGGGAAAUCGGUGUGUAGAAUGUUCAUCGUUCCUUUGUCACCCUUGCUCUAAUACUCACAGAAAAGUCAAACUGACGGAAACUCAUAUGCAGAUGACUUUAGAUGAGUAUAUGUUGGCGAUCAUUGGCAAUGGAACAGUAGCGCUCGAAACGUGCAAACAUCACAUCGGCGCCCCGUCAAGUUUCCAUUGCAACACUUGUGGGAUCGCCGUCUGUGUUAAAUGCGUUGUUAUGCGCCAUGGACACCCUCCGCAUCAAUGCUUCCCGUUACAGAAAACUACUGAUUAUUUAUCAACUAAAAUUCGGUCAACUGAAAGCACAUUGUUGGAUCGAUUGCACGAUAUCAGCGAUAAGAAAUCUAAUGUAGAAGUCCUGACCAAGAAGGUAGCUUCUGUGUACGACUCUCAGAAGAACCAGAUAGCCCUGGAUCUGGAGAAGAAGAAGACGCUGAUCCGUGAGACGAUGAAUGAAAUAAUUCAUCACUUGGAGAAAGAUGCGGAGGCGAAGGCGAAAUACCUGGAUGCCGAGCACCAGGAGACGUGUGACGUCAUGCAUCGAGAGCUGACGCAGAUAGAAUUGGCGGAGGAAGGCAUCAUACAGAAUCUGUCGAUGGCAAGAGAGUUGAGCGAGAAAGUGAAAAAUUACAGACACGUUUCUGUCGAAGAAUCAUUUACCACCAUUGACAAAGUCGUCGCAUGUGAGACAAAGUUUAGAUCAGAAAGAGAAAGUGAAGCCACUAACAACAACCCGAUUGUUGGCCACAGCGUGAGAGAAACAUCACAACGGACUGAGUCCUCGCCCACUUUCACUUUAACUAAAGAUUUGCUUCUUCCAGGAAAGACACUGAGGUAUUCAGGAUUUAUGUCAGACGGAACUGUACAACAUACUAUGCAGCAAGUCAAAACUAAACAGUACAGUCUGGGACGGUUUCAUCCACGUAGCAUUUUGUCGCUGUCCAAUCCGCCGCCCAAGGAAUCAUGUGUACUUCAGUAA